Aspergillus alliaceus is the source of this 1225-nucleotide messenger RNA. RefSeq lists its product as uncharacterized. The record is from RefSeq and is a predicted model, not a curated record. Lineage: Eukaryota; Fungi; Ascomycota; Eurotiomycetes; Eurotiales; Aspergillaceae. The transcript has 4 exons. The coding region runs from base 344 to 688 and encodes 114 amino acids.
CGAAUAUCGUGAACCAUUGUCAUCCAACGAGGGAUGUUUUUGGAGGGUCGGUGAUGUAAAAGAUGCAGGAGGAAGAUUGGUUACUACCGUCUCAUGCAUUACAGUCAAAAGUAGGUCUACCUAAGCAUUCCUGCCCUACUAAAGAUUGCCAAGGACAAACUCCGCUCCUCUGUCACAUGGAUAGGCAUGGCAACAUACAAUACGGUUAGAGUAUUAAGACGUUAUUUCCUAUACCAUGACCUUGGGUUCUUACAUCUCCCUUGGGACCCCUCACCUUUCUUUCGCCCGCUACGUAUCUAUCUGAAAUACAAUAAAUAUUUGCCCCCCAAAGGUGUGCCCCAGGAUGGAAACUAAGAACUUAAUCUUACGGGGCAUCGACUGGCGCCUUGGCCAACAGGACUUACGCUAUAUAUCGCGGAAACAGUAUGGGAAGCUGCUUCCAGUGCCUUUCAGAGAACUAGGACGCGCCAGACGGCAGCUCGGUAUACAUGCUUCUGUCUUUGCGGUCGAUCUGAAAUGUCCUCAGGCACUAGUUCUUGUUGGCCCUCUUAGCAUGAUCGCUAUUAUAAUUGUUGACAAAUGCGGCCUGUUGUUUAUAAGUCCUAAAGACAUGGAAAAUCAACAGUAUGAAUCAGAAGUUCUUCGUCUCGAAAAGGAACAUGGCGCGUAUGGAGAUUUACAUUUGUAAGGAGUGAGCCAUGACCUAUUUUCCUUUACUUGACCUACGCCUAUGGCCGGAAGGCUUUGGCUCCAGGCCACCUGCUCUAAGGCUUGGUGCCUAAGGCUGCAGCCAUCGCACCACAGCACCACAGCUUCCCGACAUUAGACACACGCUAGUUGAGUUAUGGCCGCUAUGGACAUCAAUCAUCGGAUCGCCAUCGCGACAGGCUUUACAGCAAGCAGCAUAGAUCUAAUACGGACACUCGGCCAUCUAGGCUAGAUAUCCCCAUCCUUCAGUCCACGAAAGCCUCCCAUCAUUACUGCCAUAAGCGGGUUCUUCAUCGAGCAUAGACAAACUAGAGGCGGGGCGGCGGGCGUCAGUUCGAUCAUAAGUACAUAUGAGAGUCCAGGUUCAGUCCUUAGCAGGGAAAAUCUAUGUGGAUGUAGGCCCAAAUAUAUUUUAAUGUAUAUACUGCUGGAGAAGUGAAGGAGAAACUUAUGAUGUCCUUUGCCCAUGGCUGACUAGGGCGUGUUUCGAAGUGACUGCUCUGGUGGCAAGAGAUUU